GUAUAUUAUGUUGUGUUAUUAAACGAUAAAUAAAUCAAAAUAUUUUAUAUAAUUUGAAAAAUUUGUAGCAAUUGAUUUAAAUAACAAUAAAUUAGUUUAAAGUUUUUAAAUUAAAUGAAUUAUUUAAAAUGAGUGUAAGUGAAGCUGAAACUGUUGCUGAUCUGGUACAAAAAUUAAUUAUUUCAGUAUGCGGCCAGCAACAAAAGCCAGAAAUUAUAAGGCGGUUAAUGAGAUACUCUUUGGGUCUAUUGUCAUCUAUUCAAGGUGUUGAGUCAUUUUGUCAAGAUGAAAUUACUAUUGCCAAUGAAAUUAAAAGCAAGUUGUCAUCCAGGGACUGUAAUCAUUUUGACAAGCUUCACAAUGAUAUCAAAGAUAAGUCACUAAAAAACAAAGUAGGAACAUUGUUAUUUUUAUUAAAUAUGAGCAAUCAAUCAAAUCAAGUUAAAGAUAAGUUUUCAUUCCAUGACAUGAGAUUAGGACUUUCUUUAGCACCUUCUACGAGUGUUGAUAGACAAUCAAACUCGCAAGCACAGAUAGUAUCAUUAAAUACACCAGAUUAUUCAAGUUGUCCCGAGAAAACAACAAAAGAAAAUAACUCGAGCAAGAUAUUUAUUAAUCAACAUAAUAUAUCUGAAAAUGUUUUAGUACAAGAUUUAAUUUAUUCGUUUCAAGGUAUUGAAGGGAAAAUUCUUAAAUUAGAUUCAAAUUAUGGAUUUCAAUUGGACUCAAGUGUUGAAAUAAACAGAUCACAUAAACAAAGUGUACUGAGAUUAAGUGAAUUAGGUUAUUUACAUAAUGUUGUAAGAAAAGGAUUAGAAAGAAUGUCAAUGGCUGGGGCGGGAAGAGUUGCUGAUAGCUUUGUUGCUUCUUUUCAUAAAGAAUUAUCUGAGUAUUAUAGAUUUAUUGCUAUAAUACAAGAGCAAGUUAAUAGAGCAAACAGUAAUAAUAGUAGUAAUAGUAAUAGUAAUAGUAAUAAUAAUAAUAAUAAUAGUAGUAAUAGUAGUAGUAGUAAUUGUAUGAGAGGAAUUGAUGGUGGUGAGACAGUGACGCUUUCUCAUCUUCAUUUAUGGGCAUUUGAUCCACUUGAAAAUUUCAAGUGGUUGGGAAUAAUUGUCAGAGCAUGCCAAAAUGAAAAAGGUGGAGCUUUAGCAUCUGCAGUAUAUGAAUUUAGUCAUCAUGGUGAUCCCAAAGUUAAAAAAUUAGUACAUCGAAUAUUGUCAAGUGUUUGUGAACCACUUUAUAAUAUGUUGAUUCGUUGGAUAAAUGAUGGUGAGUUAGAUGAUCCUUUUCAAGAAUUUUUUAUUGAAGCAAGAACUGAUGUUACGGGUGAUAGAAUGUGGCAUGAAAAAUAUCAUGUAAGAGACAAUAUGUUACCAACAUUUAUUCCUAAAUCACAAGCUAAAAAAAUUCUUGGUACCGGAAAAAGUAUUAAUUUUUUAAGACAAGUAUGUAAAGACUCGACCGCUAUUUACAGUCGUCAUGCUGAUAUGCUAAUUGAUAAUACAGAUAAAUCUAAUGUAGAAGCAUUUUUUAAUAUGGAUCCUGAUGGUCCACUUCAGAUGAUGAUGGACGCUGCUUAUAAAGAAAAUUCAACCAGAGUAGUUGAAAUGUUGACAAAACAGUGUCAACUUAUUGAUCAUUUACAAGGUAUAAAAGGAUAUCUUUUGCUCGGUCAGGGUCAUUUUAUUCAGCAUUUAAUGCACUUGAUAGAACCAGAAUUAGCUAAACCAGCAAAUUCACUCUAUCCCCAUAAUUUAUCAUCAAUAUUAGAAACAGCUAUUCGGGCAACAUGUACCAAAGCUGAAGAUCUUGAUGUUCAACGGCGACUUGACGUAAGAUUAUUGACACCUUCUGAUAAAGAAACUGGCUGGGAUGUAUUUAUUCUUGAUUAUAAUGUCGAUGGACCUAUUGGAACCAUAUUGGAGCCAUGCAGACAGACUUAUAGAACAAUAUUUUUUUCAUUGUGGCGAGCAAAACGGAUGGAAUCAAUUUUAUCGACAAUAUGGAAACAUCAAAUAACAUCAGCAAAAAUAUUAAGAAAAAUGCCUGAAAUAUUGCCAAUUCAAAAGCAUAUUCAUUUAAUAACAAGUAGUAUGGUACAUUUGGUACAUCAAAUGCAGUAUUAUUUUUUAUUUGAAGUUAUUGAAUGUUCAUGGGAAGUAUUUGCUAAAAAUUUACGACAAGCAGCAUCACUUGAUGACAUUAUUAUUGCACAUAAUAAUUUUGUUGAAUCAGUAAGACAUGGAACACUAUUGGAUGAAAAUUCUCAGGAGCUUAUGAAUCAUUUACGUUCUGUUUAUGGGCCGAUAUUGGAUCUUGAAAAUUUAGAGGAAACAUUUCUUGCCCGAGCAACACAAGAGUAUGAGGCUCGAGUCAGUAGUAAUAAAUUUAUUGAAAUAACAAGUGAGAAAACAAAAAGUUGGGGUAAAACAAACUCAAUAGACGCUGAAAGUACUGAAAGACAGAAUGCCUUUACAAAAUAUCUUACGACACUUUCAAGACAACUUAGAGUUUUGUCACGAACAUAUCAAGAUCGUGUAAAAAAAUUUCUUCUUAUGCUUGCCUCUGCUGAAGAUGUUUCUCUUCAAUUACUCAGCGUAAGGCUUGAUUUUAAUGAGCAUUAUAAAAGUGAAGACAGCAGUCUUGUAGCACCUCUUACCUAUCAACAUCGUCGACAAGGCGACAAAAGUUUUUCAGCAUCAAAGUGACACUUUGAAUUUUUAUUCGAUUUAAAUACUUUACAUUGUAAUAAUCAUCUAAAGCUAAAAAUAUUAUUUUAUAAUCAAUUAUUAGCUUACUACGCUCAAAUAAAUAUAACUAAUAAAUCGCUACGUAAAUUUAACUUUUACGUCUUUCCUCAAGUGUCCUCUAUAAUCACCAAGGAUUCGAAUCCUAUAAAUUUAAUUUGUCAAAUUCAUUUAUCAUUGACAAGACUAUCACAAAUUAAAAAUACUCAUGGUUUAAAUAACAACCUCAUGAUUAUCGACAUGAAUAAACAACAAUAUGAUAAUAAUAAUAAUAAUAAUAAUAAUAAUAAUCUUCUAGGGCGCGGUAAUACAAGUUAUGAUACAAUAACUUCAACAGUUUCAUAUAACGACAGUCUUUUUAAAAUUCCAAUUAGCAAAAAACUUGGAAAAAAGAAUCAGCCAAGAAAGCGAAAGAAAAAAAUAAUUUGUUGCUGUGCCAGUUAAUAAUCCUGUACACUUUUAUUAUUAUUAUUUUUUUAAACUAUAUACCUGAAUUAAAUUAAAAGGUGAUAUUUUAUA
Messenger RNA from Microplitis mediator, 3266 nucleotides. It is a transcript of the gene Grip91, whose product is annotated as gamma-tubulin complex component 3 homolog. The record is from RefSeq and is a predicted model, not a curated record. Lineage: Eukaryota; Metazoa; Arthropoda; Insecta; Hymenoptera; Braconidae. Gene Ontology annotation, cellular component: centrosome; gamma-tubulin small complex; equatorial microtubule organizing center. Bases 129 to 2708 code for a protein of 859 amino acids. Gene Ontology annotation, molecular function: microtubule minus-end binding; gamma-tubulin binding. The transcript has 5 exons. Gene Ontology annotation, biological process: meiotic cell cycle; microtubule nucleation; spindle assembly.